This is a messenger RNA of Sclerotinia trifoliorum, 3214 nucleotides long. NCBI's taxonomy places the organism in Eukaryota, Fungi, Ascomycota, Leotiomycetes, Helotiales, Sclerotiniaceae. The record is from the annotation of a GenBank genome assembly.
UGUACAGGAAUUGCGUAUACUAGUAUAGUAUACUUUUAUUCCAAGUCAUCUAAUUAUCGACCCAAUCCCCAUGAUCAUCGCCAUUACCAGGCAAUCAACUUGACGAUACGCAUCCUUUCCACCUGGUGAACCUAUCAUCACUCUACGCAACCGUACUCAUUCUUCUUUCAACUACACAUUUCACGACACGACACGACACGACACGGCAACUAUACCUAAUGAUAUUCGACCGCUGAUCAGUUGAAACUCCCUCGGUUUACUUGACUCCGGAACCUUUCCCUCAAGCUGUGCACGUUAUGUUGAUAGGUUUUCAUCCAAAUCCAUUUUCCCCCUUCCCCUAGUUCGAAGGAGAGUUAUCAUUCUUCUACGGAGUAAUCUACAGAGUAAUCUACACAAUUACGAAUCGCUAGCCUAAAUUCAUAAGCGAAAAGUGGCGAUUGCAGCAUCCCAAAAAGUGCCUACUACUGUAAUAGGUAAUGGAAGUGUGAAGUGGAGGGCUGUGCUCGAGGGACAAACAGUAUUGAAGAAGAAGAGUGUGAAGGAAGGUUGUGGAUGUGUAAGAAAGAGUACAACUUCUUACGACUUUACAACUUUACAACUUUACAACCUCACAACUUUACAUUGGAUUUCUAUUUUACAUUUCAAUCAUUUUCUUCGACAACAAAUCCUUCCUUUUUUCCUUUCGGCAUUAUUCGACAGUCGUAUUAUUAUACCAACCAUUUCGGACGAUAUCAUAGGAUUCCUCUUCAGUUGUAGGACAGGCCGCCAUUUAUACAAAGAGAUAGGAAGAGGCAGAGAGUGUGUGAGUGAGUGUGAGUGAGAGUGAGAGUCAGUGGUUGCAAAGGUUGAAAUUGAAGGACGUCGCAUUACGCAUACGAAUACACAUACGCAUACACAUCAUAUCUUUUCUUUCGCUACCUACUCGACUUCGACUCGACAUUCAAUAUUUAAUUCUUACCUUGAACAACGUCACCACCACCAUCACCAUCACCAUCACCCAUCACCACCACCACCACCACAACCACCACCACAACAACGAAAUGGCUGAUCGAAAUGAAUCAAACACAUCAAAUUCAUCAAAUGCUGAAUACGACCAUGUAUGGGCAAAAGAUCUAAGACAACAAUUCGAAGGUCUGCUAAGGACGAAAAGAUUAAAUGAAUUGGAUAGAUCAAGAUCACGAAAUCCAUCACCAUCACCUAGAGAAAGAUCAUCUUCAUCAAAUCUCCGAGCUUCAUCUUCACAGAAUCAACAACAAUCUACCAACUUUCGAUCCACUUCUUCAUCAAAUAAUCAAUCAAAACCUCCAACUCCUCCAGCAUAUUCUUCAUUAAGAAGUUUACCAAAGAUUCCUUCUCCACCAGCAGAUGCUCAAUCACAAAAGUUUCGAAAUUUAUUAAUCUCAAUCUCACAAACACCUACGAAAUAUGAAAAUCCCGGUUUAUUGGAUGAAGCUUUACAACAUUUACCAUUGGAUAGAAUUUAUGGAGAAGCAGAAGAAGAAAGUCAAAUCUUACAAGCUGAGGCCGAAAGUAUGGGAGAUGGAAGGAAACCAGAAUGGGGUUAUCAAGAUUGUGUCAUUCGAGCUUUACUGAGGUAUGUCUUGAUUCCAAUCUCAAUUCGACAACCUUCUCUAACAUUUUACCAGAUGGUUUAAACGUUCUUUCUUCUCUUGGGUAAAUAAUCCACCAUGUCAUGCAUGCAUGUCACCUACAGUUGCGCAAGGAAUGACACCCCCAACACCCGAUGAAUUAGCUUGUGGAGCGACAAAGGUAGAAUUAUACAGAUGUUCGGCGGGAGAUUGUGGUGCAUAUGAACGAUUUCCUCGAUAUAGUGACGUUUGGCGAUUAUUACAAACAAGAAGAGGAAGAGUGGGAGAGUGGGCUAAUUGUUUCAGUAUGUUGUGUCGCGCAGUUGGAGGUCGUGUAAGAUGGGUUUGGAAUGUUGAGGAUCAUGUUUGGACUGAAGUUUAUUCGGAUACGAAAAAGAGGUGGAUUCAUGUUGAUGCAUGUGAAGAAGCUUGGGAUAAUCCAAGAUUAUAUGCAGAAGGUUGGGGCAAGAAGAUGUCUUAUUGUAUUGCUUUUUCAAUGGAAGGUGCGACGGAUGUUACUCGAAGAUAUGUACGAAAACCCGAUCAUGCUCUCCCACGAAAUCGAUGUCCGGAAGAAGUUAUGCUGUAUAUUCAAAACGAAAUUCGUGGUCUUCGAAGAUCAAAUAUGAAUAAGGAUGAAAGAUUUCGAUUGGAAAAGGAAGAUGCGAGGGAAGAUAAGGAAUUGAGGGGUUAUGUGGUAGCAUCAAUUGCGCAAUCCGUCGUAUCGAAUUUAAGACCGGAUGGAUCAUCACAUCAACAAAUGACAUCUCCACCUCCACGACAAGAAGAUCAAAAAUUACCAGCUGAACAACCUGGUAGACAAACUGGUGCACAAGAAUGGGCUAAUGCUAGAGGUGAAGCUGGAAGAAGAAAUCAACAUCCAAGAGAUCCUUCACAACAUGGACCUUGAAAUUAAGGAGAUUAAUUGAAAUUCAUUCUUUUAUUAUACAACAACAACAACAACAACAACAAUAAUAUUCGAUUCGUCGAGUGGAAUCCUUUAAUGAGGGUAAAGGUACAGAUGCCAUACAUAACAUCGAGAUGAAAAAUGAUCGAGCCUCGGAUUCAUCGAAUCAAUGUUAAUCAUACUCAUGAGAUGAACAAAGCAUUACGAAUUGACAUCGCCGUUGUGCAUGCAACCAUGCAUUAUUCGAUUCUAAUACACAUCAAAAGAUUUACCAUUUCAUUUGUUUUUUACGGUUAUUAGAGCGUCAUUUUUAUUAUGGCGAUUUACGUUAUAUAAACUAUCGUUUUAUCAUUCAGCAUGCGAGGAGUUUGGUAUCUCACACUAUAUACGUAGUAACAUAUAAUUUUAUUUGUUUAAGAAGGAUAGGAUAGGAAGGGAAGGGAUGGGAUGGGAUGGGAUGGGGAAGGGAAGAGAAAAGGAAAGAAGGAUAAAGCUGUGAGUGAAUUUGGGAUAUCACUAUUAUACAGCUGGCGUUUUUUAAGGUCGAAUAGAUGUUGAGAUUUUUGAGCUCUUGUCUAAAGGUAGUAGUAGGAUUAUUUACUUACUUUACUUAUUGGAUAUAUUCCCUUUGUUGUUUAUUGUGUAUUGUGUCUGGGUUCAUAUCGUGAUAUGAUAUCAUGGAGUGAAGGGAAGAAGGAAGGGAAGGGAUUUUGUAGAU